AUGCUUCCACCAGUUUGUAUCCCCAACGAACUCCGCCCCUUCAUUGCAGACAUCCCCAGCGACGGUGCCAAGCCAAAAGCACAGCAAGCCAAACCCGUACCUCAACAGGUUUACCCAAUGGACAAAGACCACCUCACAGAGGAGCUCCAACAUCACGCUUUCCUCAACCGCGAGCUCGAGCACCGUGGAGAAGAACUCUUCGAAAUGUUGAAAGACUACAUCCGUGCAUGGCAUGUCCUGCAUGGAGUCCCCUGGGACCUUGGAGGAGACAUAGAUAUUGACACCUUGUUCAAGGCCGCCAUCUCACUGACCCCACCCUCCUCAAAGAAACCCAAACACAACCCUUACACCAUCCCAUUAAUCCUAGCCAUCCACGAAAACCUAGACCUUGACAGCCCCCUCAACAUAGCUGCAUUUGCAUGCCUCACAACAAUGUUCUUCACCUACACCUUCGAUCCCUUAUGCCAUGUCAAGCCAUCAGAUUUUAGCAAAACCCACAACCAUCAAGGCCUACAGAUGAUGAAUUUCCGCAUCCCUCACACCAAGGCAUCAAUUGAGGGAGAAGAUGUCUUCUGGGCAAGUCAACUCAGCCCCGCCAACCCACAAGAAGCCCUUAACAAUCACUUUAGCGUCAAUGAACCCCCGCAGGAUGGCACCCACCAUCCCCUGACAAAGACUUGUUUCCUCAAGAGACUUGCCAUUGCAACAAAAGCUGCAGGUCACAAGCCCUUGCAAGGGCACAGGAUUUGA
This is a messenger RNA of Suillus clintonianus, 750 nucleotides long. RefSeq lists its product as uncharacterized. The coding region runs from base 1 to 750 and encodes 249 amino acids. Lineage: Eukaryota; Fungi; Basidiomycota; Agaricomycetes; Boletales; Suillaceae. The transcript has 3 exons. The record is from RefSeq and is a predicted model, not a curated record.